AUGGGUAAGGAAAGAAAAGCCAUGGAUCUAUCAAACUUGUCGAGCAAUUUACCGCCUCAAAUACCAGCUACCGAGUCACAAAUAUCUGAUCUUGAUAAUAAAUUGACACAAGAGUUCAAAUCGGCUGCUAAUUCAGUAGCGGCGCUAUAUCGGUUGUCGAGUGCUAAAAAUGCCAUGUUGAGACAUAAAGGAUACCUAGAUUGUUUGGAUGACUUGUUGAAUAUGAUCAAACUACAUCGGGCCACCAUAACCAGGAGAAUCCGAGCCAGAAAUGACCAGUCAGGGAGACCAGAUUUUGAUGGAGAAGGAGGAAACAGCGAUGGAAAUAUGAGUAUGGACAACGAUGACGAUGAGAUGGAACAUGGGAUGAGCGAGUUUGAUAUUGAAAGUUGGUGUUUAACGAAGAAGGCGGAACUAAUGGGAGGUGAAAAUAUCAAUCGAGGAAUAAUUUUUGAUGAUGACAAUGAUGAUGUGAAAGAAGAUAUUAACGGUGGGGAAGCGGAUCAAUCGGCGGUGAAUGAUGACCUUGCGGAAAAUACUGGGAAUGAACCUGUCACCGAUGAAAAUGGAGUGAUUCACUACGAUUUUAAUAUGAACAUGCCGGUUAAUCAAAAAUUUAGAGCAUCUAUGCCACUACUCAGUGUUGAUAGGACAAGGAGUGCUAGAGGUCAUGGUUACUUCACAAAGCCUACAAGAGUGACUAAUAUCAAGAAGCCAAAUAAUGAAGAAGAGGGCCAAUUUAAGGCUUCUCAAGAAAUAUAUCUAAAUCACCAAAAGCUGAAAAUCGAUAGGGAUGGAUCUGUUAUUAAUAGCCAUAAAGAGGAAACUGAUCACCCAGAGGAAACUGUGGCUAAAAAAAUGAAGUUUAGCACAAACUGA
This is a messenger RNA of Saccharomycopsis crataegensis, 879 nucleotides long. RefSeq lists its product as uncharacterized. The transcript has a single exon. Lineage: Eukaryota; Fungi; Ascomycota; Saccharomycetes; Ascoideales; Saccharomycopsidaceae. Bases 1 to 879 code for a protein of 292 amino acids. The record is from RefSeq and is a predicted model, not a curated record.